AUGUCCCGAUCGCUGAAUCCGGGGUUUGCCGAUGCCGAUGUCGAUGUCGAUGCUGACGCUGGCGCUGCGGCUGCGGCCAAGGCUGAGUCUGACGCUCACGCUGACACUCAACGGGACGGUCGCAUUGUCCGACGCGGCGUCGAGGUUAAAGUCCUGGAUCUCGACGACGACCCGCUCGCCGAUAUACUGGAGUGGCUGGACGAGACGUGCGAUUGGAUCCAGGAGGGCCUUGACGCAAGCAUCGACGGCAAAAACAAAAAUCUCGAUAUCAGCAUCUACGAACCUCGGCCGUCAGAAGCGACUAAUAGGCCAGAUCGGCCCGGCGUGUUGGUGCAUUGCAAGCAGGGAGUUUCUCGCUCGGGGGCAUUCGUCGUGGCGUUCUUAAUGCGGCGUUUCCAACUGUCAUACGCCUCGGCGCUCAGCUUGGCGCGUGAGUCGCGGUCCCAGAUCACGCCGAACAGCGGGUUUGAGAAACAGCUCCGCGUGUGGGAAUUUUGCGGGUACAACGUGUAUGAAUGUGGCGAGGAGGCUGGCGGUUCUGGCGAAGCGGGUAGUGGCGAGGCCGUGAGGAAGGAGAAACGGCCGUAUAGGGCGUGGAAAGCGGAACGGGACAAUCUACUCAAGAGGGGGGAGGAGGAUGUGAACAGGGCGAGAUUCUCGAGUUUGGCGGAUAUGGCGGCGCGAUUUGGACGGAGGAGACAGGACGUGAUGGCGGCUGAGGGCGAGGAAGAGACAAGUCCGAUGAACAGUACUCGGGAGGAUGACGGGAAGCUAGACAAGGUUCUGGGGCAGGAUAAGAGGAGGGAAGCGUGGGAACGGGUGCAGAAGAUGGAGAGGGAGUGGAAUGAGAGGUUGAUUAGAGGUCAAAGUCAAGGUCAAGGUCAAGUCAUUGGUGACCACGAUGAGGAAACGCAAAAGUAA
Molecule: messenger RNA, 921 nt
Organism: Cladophialophora carrionii CBS 160.54
Lineage: Eukaryota; Fungi; Ascomycota; Eurotiomycetes; Chaetothyriales; Herpotrichiellaceae
Exons: 2
Coding region: 1-921 (306 amino acids)
Biological process (GO): protein dephosphorylation
Cellular component (GO): cytoplasm
Molecular function (GO): protein tyrosine/serine/threonine phosphatase activity
Source: RefSeq, a predicted model, not a curated record